CACUUACAGGUAUCAGGCGAAACUCGAAAAACUAUGAUUACAAUGUUACUGAUGGAUAUUACCGCAACCUGAAACCUCCUUGGGGACUUGCUGCUCCCAUACUGCGCCUUGACUGAAGUGGAAGAGGCAUGGCCUACUUACAGCUUACACAUGAUGACCCAAAAUGUGGCAAUAUUGCUCUUAUUUUUGCUUACGCUCAGCUGCCGAUGGUUGCUUGCACAAUCGGAUACCACGAAGCAGGACAGCGUUGCCAUUUGCGUAUUAACAGCAAUAAACUCGAAUAACAGCUGCGGACGGGAAAGUGUGUCGACGUACAAAGGCACAGGAGCCGAUCGUAUCGCCUAUUGUGCAGCGCAAGAAAGCCAUGCGGUCAAUGUGACGACGUUGUCCCUGUCGCUUUUUGACAACUGUGUCCCCGUCGCCUCUGGCAACCAGUCAUGUUGCCCCCUUGCCAGCUACGCCGCCCAAUAUGCCCUGGAAGCCGGGCUUUCUAACCCCGAGGUAUCGCACACCGCCCUAGACGAAUGGGAGCAGCGGCUAAGCACUACGGGCGGCGGUGCGGGAUUACCCCAGGCGGCGGCCUGGGCUGUAAGUCCUCCGCAGCUCGCCUUCCUGGCCUCCCAGGCAGCCUCCACGGUAGAUCUGGCGCUGCCCGCAGCCGGCGAUUCGCGCCUAAGUUGGGCGGAUCUGGAUGCGGGGUUGCGAAGUACGGCUGUCUUCAGCGGCCGCGUUAUCGGGGUGCCGUACGACAUAGACCCCCCGCUGCUGUUCUACCGCAGGGAUGCGCUGCGAGCUGUCGGGCGGGCAGUGCCGCAAACAUGGAGCGAGCUGCUCGCAACUGCCCGGGAGCUCAACACCUCCCAGGUGUCAUGCAGCAGCAGUGGCGGUAGCACGAGCAGCAGCAGCAGCGGUGGCGGUAGCACGAGCAGCAGCAGCAGCGGUGGCGGUAGCACGAGCAGCAGCAGCAGCAGCGGCGGUAGCACGAGCAGCAGCAGCAGCAGCGGCGGCAGCCUGGCCUCAACCGGGAAUGGGAGUAGUAGCAGUAGUAGUACUGCUGCGGAUCCGUCCCUGGGCUGCUACGGCCGGGGCUUCUGUCUGCUGCUGCCCCCCGGCUGCUCGAACGACGGGGCGCUCCUGGCGGCUGUCUGGGCCUCCAUGACAGCGCUGGCGGGUCCUCGAGCUGGGCUGUACUUUGAGCCCAGGAGCAUGGCACCGCGGUUUGACGGACCGGCCAUGCAGGAGGCCGUACGGCUGUACAGGGAGCUAUCGCAGCUGGGCUCCCCCGCUGGGCCCUGCAGUCGCCUGGACUUUGCCACUGCCCGGAGCACCUGUGCCAUGGGCAUCGCGGGCAGCUCGGUGGUUCGGUUGCUGGGCUUGCCGGCCCUGGACCCAAGCAGCAGCAGUGGCAGUGGCAGCAGCAGCGGCAGCGCUGUGUGGGGCGCCACCGGAACGGUGCUCCUGCCCGGCAGCACUGUGGUGGAGGAUCCGGUGAGCCGGCAGAUGCGGAACUGCACUCUGGAGCUGUGUCCCUUUGCGGAGCUCCUCCUCGACAACAGCGACGGAGGCAGCAGCACUCCUGACAGCAGCAGCAGCAGCGACGGGGCCGAGGCCGGGAACAGCACCCUGCAGCAACAGCAACAGCUCUGGGUGAAUCGUGCACCGCAUCCCGGCCGGGGUCCCUUCUACCUGGCCCUCAAUCCUGCCUCCAACGCGGCAACCCUGCUAGCAGCCUGGAGGGCGGUGACUUGGGUCGUGUCACCCCAGGCGGCAUGGGACCGCGUGAGCGACCCAUGGGUCUCCGCAUCGCCGGUGCGUUACCAGCACUUGGCGGCCGCCGCGGUUCCGGCUUGGGUGGCCGCCGGCUGGCACCCGGGGGACGUGGCGGAGUACCUGGGGGUGCUGCGGGCCGUGUUGGCACACCGCAAUGCGGUGCCGGCAGCCGGUUUCCUGGGCGGAGAGCUGCUGGUUGAGUUGUUUGGUGCGGCAGCGGCGGAGGCGGCGGCGCAGGAUGGGCCGGAUCCCGCGGUCGUGGUGCAGGCGUUGAAAGCGAACGCCACAGCGGCCUUCAAGCAGAAGUACGGCGGCUUCAUCGCGAUCCGUCAAAGCUACCUGAACAGCAUUGGUGCGGUGCUGGGCAGUGGGGAGCUGCUUCUGAACACCACAAGCACGUCCGGGAAGCCCCGGGUUCAAGUCAGCGUAGGCAUAGCCGCGGGCGUUGUGGCGGCGCUUGCAACGCUCUCCGCGCUGCUUGCCCUGGCCUCCGCCUCCACCAAGGGGAAGGUACUGCUGUUGCGCGGUGUUCGGCGCCGCCGCAGCGGGGCCGCGCAGAUGCCUGGGUACGGGCCGCAGACCACCCUGGUCGUGACGGACAUCCAGGACAGUACGGUGCUGUGGGAGACGGUUCCGGAGGCGGUUAUGGAUCUGUCACUGGAUCUUCACAACCACUGUGUACGGCAGCUUGUACGGCGCUACCGGGGGUAUGAGACUCACACGGAGGGUGACUCCUUCACGCUGGCGUUCUUCUCCGCUGCGGAUGCCACCAGCUUUGCCCUGGAGCUGCAGACUGCCCUCAUGGACCUAGACUGGCCCACUCAGCUGCUGGAGCACCCCUCAGCCGCGGAGGUCUUCCUGACCACCAAGGCAGCAGCCGCGGCCGCCGCAGCCGCCUCCUCCGCCUCCGCGCAGGCCAUGACCCACGGGUCACACCCCAUCUCCGAAGUCAGCCCACGCACCACGCCGCCCAGCCAGAACCUCACCGCCCUCAGCCUUGCCACGGCAGCAGGCGACGCGGCUUCUGCUGGGUACGGUGCAGGGCUGGGCUCGGUGCUUGCGGGAUCUGAAACUCAGAGCUUUCUGCGGCGACCGUCGUCCUGGCAUACGGCGCAGCAGCCGCCGAGGCGGGCUGGGAGCUAUGCGUUGCUGACGCACAUUACGGGCGGUGGCGGGAUGCAGGCGGACAGGUCGCAUCAUGGUGCCGUACAGAAGCUGUCGUUAGCGGAGCCAACCGCGGCGGCGGGUGGCAUGGCGGUGCCGUUGUCGUGUCAGCAGCAGCAGCAGCAGCCGGUCGCGGUGCAGCCAGGCGAGCUGGUUGGAGGGCUGAGGAAGCGCGGCGUGCAGAGCCUUGGGGAAGCAGCCUUUGCGAGGAUGCUAGCGACGUCAGGCGGGGGCCGCAGCAGCGGCGGUGCUGCUGCUGCCGAGGCGGCGGGUGCGGCUAGCCCUAGCAGUGGCAACGUUAGCGGCUGCGAGGGAAAGGGCAGCGUCGCCGUGGCCUCAGGCACAACAGCAGAACCGCAGAAGCCUAGCAACAGCUUACGGGCCAAUCAGGGUCAAGGAGGCGACAGCGGUGGCGGUGGCGGCACGGGUCAUGGUCGCAAGACCGGGGCGCACCUCGCUUUGGUCAACGUUGCGCAUCGCACCAUGUCAAGUCACAGCGCUACCAGCGGCGGCAGCCCUCGUAACACGGAAUCCAGGGCUAACGACGGCGCUGGGAUCUCCUUUCAUCGCUCUGCAUCCAUGUCCCCGGCGAACGCCAUCCACCCGGCCGUGAUAGGUCGGCGUCCCUCCAUGCCCGCCAUGCCGAGGCUCCGAAACGCCCCCAGCUCAAACCGCCAUGCCGCCUCCGCAUCACCCAUAACGCAGCAACAAAACACGCCCCAGCUGUCGCCGUCUCCGCAGCGUCAGCCGGGCCCGGCGUUGACCAUUGGCGGCUCCUACCGCCGUCGGUCCACACUGGGCAUUACCUCCGCCGCCGCCGCCGCCAACCCGAGCGGCGUUGCUGGCGCCGGCGGCAUGCUGACGUCGCCGCCAGCCGCCCCCGACUGGCUCCUGACAGGUACCGGCGGUGUGGGUGAGAUGCUUCUGCCCAGAGGCAACAGCGUCAUUGCCGUACCCUCACGCAGCGUCAGUCGCUUCGCGCUCGCAGCCAACGGCGGCAACACCAGCUCCCCGGUUCGAACCUGGGCCUCCGCACAGCCCCAGAUGUCGCCGCCGCUGACAUUCGACGCCGACGCACAUGGCAUCCCCAACGGCCGCGCCUCCGUUUCCGUUACUGCGAACGGCAUGGGCACAGUCGUUGAGCCGCGCAGCGCCUCCGUCGGUCGCGACAGUCGCCAUCCGUUGCGUCGCGGCUGCAGUCGCUCUUUCGACGGCCACAUGAUGCUUGCGGCGGUGACAGCUGCGGCGGCGGCGACGCCGGCUCGCGACGACCGAGACGCCACUCGUGGCGGGAGUUUCACCUCGGCCGCCGGGAGCUUUGUGAGUGUGAUGGCCAAGGCAGCGGUACGGCUGGGACAUGGUGGUACAGAUGCGGAUUCUGAUUGCCACUCGAUCCAUGGAGGUCGUGCAGCGGCGGCGCUCAUAUCCCAGAGUCCAAACAUCACCGUUAGCGGCGAGUUUCCGAUCGUGGUGGGAGGGCUGGAUAGCGGUGCGGAUACGGAGGAGGAAAGCCUGGACUGCGACAACGAGACGGACGGGCAAGAUGAGGGGUCGGAGGGUCCGGAGGGUGUUGUACGGCAUGCGGACAGGACGCAGGAGGAAGCGGGAGGAGACGAGGGCAGCAAGCGCGAUGAUGAUGGCAAUGGUGGAAGCGCAAGGACGCACGAGCAGCAGCAGCGACAGCGACAACCCGACGCGCCCUCCACCUCAUCUUCCAUGACGGCGACGGCGGUGGACAUGCAUAACGCGCACGGCAGCAGCAUCAGCCUGGCCUUCCGUGCCGUGUCUUCGCGCGCCUUGCUGCGCCGUUCUCGCAUCCACAGCACCGAGGCAGUGCCGCAAGUAUUGCGAAUGGGCACAGCUGCAGCUUCGGAGCUCGGCGCGGUGCCGCAUGAGGUCGCCCACAGUGCGGCCUCCUCCCCGGCAGCUCAUGGCAGCGUCGGAAGCGGUUUCGGAGGCGGCGGCGGCACUGCCAGCGGGAGCAUCGCGGCGACGUUCGUCGGCAAUGUGCUUUCCGCUGGUCAUGCGCCGUCGGCGGUAGGUGUAGCGGAGGCGGGCGUUAGUGACGGUGGUAUGCUGGACCUAGCGGCUGGGCUGACGUCCAGGGCGGGUGAGGGGGCAGGCCUGCGGGGUGCGGCCGCUGCGGCGGUCCGGAUUGCCGGCGGGAGCUUCACACAUGCGCCACGCAUUGGUUGCGAUCCUCUUGGAUCGCCUUUCAACAGCGGUGACGCCGCUGCUGGUGUCGUUUGGCAGGCAGGCAUUACACCACCACCUCCUCACAUGGCAUUCCAGCAGCAACAACAGCAUCACCAUCAGCAGCAGGAGCAGCGACGGGGCGAGGAAGACGAGCAGGAGGAGGCGGCUCCCACACUGCCGCUGCCACUGCCGUCCCUGCCGGCAGCUGUCAUGAUGCUGUCCCCAGCGCAGCGAGCGAUGAUCAGCGUCGCUAGCGGCCGCGGAGCGCUGCUGCGCUCCAGUCUGGGCCAUCCGGUUACCUCCAAGACGACGACAACGAUGACGGCGUUGACUAGUGCUGCUGCUGCUGCGGCGGCGGCGGGGGCGACUGCUGCUACCACAGAGGAUGCAGUGGAUGCGGGUGUUGUUGCAUCGGCCUCGUCUCGGAGCCUGGCAGGCGGGCCGCACCCCGGAGGUACCUCCUCCCGCAUGCUAGCGCACCAGCCCAGCGGCAGUGCGCACGGCGGGGAGUACUUCAACAGACAGCCCAGCGGCGGCAUGGGAGCUGUGACGGAGGCUGGCGGCGGUGGUGGUGGUGGCAGUGCCUCCCUUAGCGGAGCUCUCCGGAGUUUUUCACGCCGCUUAUCCGGCUCCCUGAACAGUGCGCGUUUGGUGUUGAUGGGCGGUGGUGCGGCUGCCGCUAGCGGCGGCGGCGGCAACAGCGGCCAUGCGCGCAUCCCCAUUGUCACGUGCGCGGGGUCUCAGGUGCAUGGGAGCGACUUCCCGGACAUCUGCGAGGACGAGGAGGGCGAGGGCGGUGUGGGUGGUGUGGGCAGCGGCAGCAACACGGUGUUUGCGUGUCGGGGUUCUCAUGGUGGCGGCCAUGCGGGGGCUGCUGGCAAGGGCGGCUCGGACCGGCCGUCUAAGGAGCGAUUCCCGAGGCGAGGGUUCUUCAAGAACAAUAACAAGGUUGCUCGCUCCUUCGCCACCGCGCUCCUGUACGAGACCCUCCGCGCCGCCAGCACCAACGCACUCGGGCACCGCAUCGCUGUAGCCCACCAAAGCCAGCGCGACGCGCCUGACGUGUCCCGACAGAACAGCCAGGCAGGCCCUGCUCCCGGUGCUCAAUCUCACCCCACAUCCCAGUCUCAGUCCCAGUCUCAGUCUCAGCAGCAGCCCCAACAGCAACAACAGGGGGGCUGCUACGUCGGCUCCGGGCCCUUAACAUGGUCCAUGCGACAUGCCGCAGCAGGCGCACUUUCAGCAACCACAGGGCCCAUUUCUCCGCGUUACAGCUCAGGGGUGCAAGGCACGCUGUCACCUGACACCUCCUUGACUGCUGCGCUUCUGUCAGCAACGGCGCCGACUUCAGCUGCCACCGCUGGGCCGCUACCGCACAACUCCGCAACCGCAGCAGCAGCAGUCAGGCAGGGCUCAGAUCGGGAGCAUCUGCCGUACUACCAGCAAGCCGCCGCCGCCACCGCUGUUGGCCCGCCCGGCCUUUCCACCGCCGCCGGAGCCGCAGCAGCUCCCCCACCUGCCAGAGGCAAGAUUCCGUACAUGUACAGCAACGCAGUGUACGGCAGUGGUCGGGGAGAUGAGCAGUCGCGACUGCCGCGCAGUCCCAGUUGGGUUGGGCCGGAGGCUCCCGGCAUCCUGCGGCAGCGCAGCCUGCUGCUGCGAGCUCAGCACUCCCAUGCAUCCUUCAAAUCAGAGCCUAGUCCGCUGCGGGCUUUCGUUCCCUCUGGGGGGCAGCCCGGCAGUCCGUACCCCAGUCCACGGGUCUUGGUCGGGGGCAGUGGUCUGGGGGAGACGGCGGCUGCGGAGCCGCACUCCUCCCCGCAAGUUGCUGGCAGCCAGGAUGGGCUCCCUGGGCAACGACAUGCGAACAAGAACCGCGUGCACCUCGCCCAGCAGCAGCAGCUGCGAAACCAGGAACAGAUGCCACAUCAGCAACAACAGCAGCAGCAGCAACAGCAAGGUGGGGGCACUCAGAGCUUCAGCCAGAGCCGCACGCUGAGUCAAACCAACAGCCGCACCUUGAGCCAGAGCCACAGCCACAGCAAUGGAAACCAUCCCGCAGUGGCAGGCCGCGCCCUGUCCACACGCGGCCCCUCUCUGCGCCCGCCGCCGCCACUCGCCGUCGCGACCUCCCCGCUGCUGCUCCCGAUCGGCAGCAUCGUAGGUGGCGGUGGGGCCGUCUCCCAUACCUCUCAGCCGGCACCCGGGGGGUUACGUGAGGAGGAAGCCCCCUCCCCCACCGAAAAGGGCCCAGAAGAGCCGGAAGAGGAAGAGGCACAGGCGCGUUCCACACCGCCUCAGCCGCUGCGAGCCAACCCCUCGCGGUUAUGGCGCCGCGAGAGCUGGUGGCUGGCUCGUGGCUUGGGCUCGCAGCAUGCAUGGGCGGGCAACAACAGCCCAAGUGCGGGUGUGUCUUCUUCAGCGGCUGUGUCCAUGGCUUCCGCUGCAUGCAGCGGUGCUCUGUCGGGGGCGGUGUCGGUGCUGGCGGCGUCCUCGGGAUGCAGCCGGGUGGCUACGGGCAUGCUGGCGAGGCUGGGGUCGCGGCGGCGGAUGACUAGUCACACCAGCGGGGCUUCGCGGCCGGAGGGCGGAGCGGGGCAGGUGCUGCUGUUCAGGGGCCUGCGUGUGCGUGUGGGCCUCCACUCAGGCCUGGAGCCCGGCUGCGACGUGUGCUGGACCAAACGCAGCGGCCGGCGCGCCUACAGCGGCUCCGCCAUGCGGAACGCGCGCCUGCUGUCGGACGCGGCGUUGGGGGGUAUGGUGGUGCUGUCGGCCGCCACAUUGCAGAGGCUGCAGCCGCUGCCCAAUGAGAAGCUACCCGCGGGCACACUGGUGUGGCAUGCGGGCAGGUUUCGUCUGGGUGACAAGGACGGCUGCCUCAGCCUGGACGUAUACCAGGCGCUGCUGCCGGCGCUGCUGCCGCGGCUGCAGGCCUUCCGCGGAGUGCCGCUGCGGGUGGUGGCGGCGCUGAUGCCGGGACUGCUGGAGGCACCGGUGGGGCCGGUGGCGCUGGCUGCAUGCCAGGUGGUGGGUGUGGAGGUGCUGCGCUGCUGGAACCUGGGAGUGGCGGAGGAGGCGCUGGAGGCGUUCCGCUGGCAGGCGGCGGAGGUGGUGGCGGAGCAGGGGGGCACCCUGGUGGACCUGGAGGGGGGGGCGGCGGUGGCGGCUUUCACGAGGGCGUACCCCGCCGUGACGAGUCUGCUGACGCUGGAAGACGACCUGAAGAGUGCCGUACCCUGGCCCGCCCCCCUCCUGGAGCACGAGCUGGGUGAGGAGAUCUGCUGUGUGCUGCCACCGGGUCCCGACGGUGUGGUGGCCACGCAGCUGGUGCAUAACGGGCUGCGAGUGCGGUGCGCCGCCGAGUGGUUUAACGAUGUGCGACUGGAUCUCAAUGUGACACGUGCCGUACAGUUGUACCGCAGUACAUGCAACGGGAAGCCCUGGAAGCAGCUGCAUCGCAUGCUGCGGCAAGCCAAGAUGGGUCAGACCCUCAUCUCCGGCUCCAUGCACCGCCUGCUGGUCAGCGGCGGCGGCGACCUGCUGGAGUACAUGCAGUGUGAGCAGAUCCCCACCACCACCCUCACAGGCGGCACCGGCGGCGGCGGCGGCGGUGGCACCCUCACCACAGACGGCUACUUUGCCGCCCAGCAACAGCAACAGCGGCAGCAAAGCGUCUCCGUGCACCAUCGACACACCGGCAACGGCGGCGGCGGAGGCGGAGGUUACCUCAGCGGCAGUGGCAUCGCUGCGUUGCUAUCGCCUCGUAGCACCAUCGCGGGUGUGGUCAGCGGUCGCGUCAGUGGUAUCAUGGCAGCCGCGCGGGGCUCGGGAGUGCAGGUGGAAUUGGCCGCGGGACAGCGCAUGAGUGAGCCGGGGCCGCUGCCGCCGGUGGACGCUGCCGCUGCUGCUGCGAGUACGGCACCACUGGACCGCCUUGCAAGGGCGGAGCUGGAGGACUGGGGACAGCCACGGGGGACGCCAACGUUGGUGCCGUACGGCUCGCGCAGUGGCGGCGGCAGCGCUGGCGGCAGCGGCGGCGGUUCAGUCGCUGUCGUACCGCCUCAUCGCGAGGGCCGAUCGAUUGUAGGACUUCCCGCGGCGCUGAGCGGCGGCGGCGGCGGCUGGGGAGCGACGUCGACGCAUGGUUGCGGUACGAGCACCUCUGCUGCGAAUUCCUCCAAUCCUUCCGACGGGAGUGACGUGGAGCAUUGGGGGCUGAGGUCUCGCGGCUUGAGCGCCGCGGCGUCGGUGACACCGUACGACACGUCAAUGACGGCGGCGACGGGCUCCGCGACUCAGUCGCCGCGCGGGGCGAGUCUCCUCGGUAUGGGCAGCGCCACGACAGCGUCGAGAAGCCGACUGGCCAUGCCCUCUCGGGAGCCCUCCACAGCCACGGCGCCUGGGGUGACGGAGGCGGGUACGACAGCAGCGGUUCCGGCGCCAGCAGACGAGGCGACGGUUGCCAUGUCAGGUCUGUUGUCAACGGUAACUGUCGCGGCUGCUGAUGUGGAUGGCCGCAGCAGCGCAGCGGACUUCUCCUCCUUCCCUCUCGCAAAGCUGGCCGCAGCAGGCGUGUCGGGGAUGUCGAACGUGAUGACCGCGUCGAGGGAGAUGGAGUUUGAGCUGUCGUCGCGCGCCUCCGCGCAGUCGGGUGACCCACGGGUCAGUGCGGGCACGUAUCGUACGUCUCGACCGCAUUCGUACCGCCUGUCCACUGGCGACGUCAGCAGUCGCAUGGAUUCUGUGCUCGUACCUCAAGAUCGCGUCAUGUUCAACAGUACGACGUCACAGUACGACCCCAUCAGCGGAGGCGGCGGUGGAGUUGUCCUAUCGACGGGAGCGGCGGCGGCGUCAGCCGCCGCCGCCAGCAGUAGCAGCGCCGCACCUACCGCAGCCGCCACAAUAACCCAUGCAGCUGCAGCUGCAUCUCCGGGACCUCGCGCUACCUCGCUUGCAAGCACAGUGUACGGCUCAGCGCCGACCUCGAGCGCCUUCGCCGGCUUGGCGGCCGGCGGUGGUGGCAGCCCGGGCGGCGUGGGCGGCGGCAGCAGCAGCAGCCCCUCACAGCUUCCGACGGGUUUCCAUGCCGCCCGGCGGCGGUCCUCCGCUAGCAACCUGGGGCCCCGGAGCAACCAGGGAUCACCGCAUGGAGGCGUGACGCCUGCCGCUGGUGGUGGUGGCGGCGCCACAACACCGCCUUCCUUGUCACCCUCAUCCACACCCUCGCCGCACGGGCAUCAUGUGGGGCAGCAGCAGCAGCAACAACAACACUACCUCCAACAACAGCAUCACAGCACGCAUCACAACCAGACGUUACGUUCGCAGCCCUCCUGGUUUCAACGUCGCUCGAUUGCCUCCGCAGCCUUCACCCCACAUUCCCCCAUUACGCAACAACAGCAACAACACCCGCACUCGUAUCAGCGGCUAUCCAACAACACUUCAAGAAACCUCAACUCUAACCAACAGCAGCAGCAGCAACAACAACAACAGCGGUCCCUGCAUCACCAGCGUUCGGAGCCGCUCUCGUUCCCCCGCUUCCAGCUGUCAGCCCCUCACCCUCCGCUGCCGCCGCUACCCCCUAGGCUGCAACCCUCAGCCUCCGCCACCCUGGCUGAGCUGCCGCCUCCGCCCUCGUCGCCCGCUGCUAUUGCUGCUGCUUUGGGCGCGUCGGCCGCAGCGGUUGCGUCUCCUAACAGCGAGAAGCCUACCUUCCCAUCACCCUCGCGACCCAUGGGCCAUUCCAUGACUCCGUCGGAUCCAGCCGAUGCCUCUGUUGCCGCAGAUGACGGCAUUGUUGAAGGCAGCGGCCGUCUGCUCCUAGCCUCUGCAGACGUUCCCCUAGGCGACCAGGAGGAGGACGGAAGCGAAGGUACCACCAUCCGCACCGGACUCGUGACCGCAAUGCCCUCCCUGCGACGCGCCGGUUCGCUCUCUUCUCUUCCCUCCGAAACCCAUUCGCAAUCCCAAUCCCAGCGCCUGCGGCUCAGUCCAGCCGAACGCUCACCCGAGAUCGUUCCAGCGCCCGCUAGUGAACCUCUGCUGCCCUCGUCCCCACAGCUGCGGCUGCAGCCUGACCAGCAGCUCCCGGAGCAGCAGCCGCAGCAGCCAGGCAGCCCCGCUGCCGCCCUGCACCACAGCAACAGCAGCCACGCGAUCGCCCCAAGCAGCGCUCGCCAGAUGCUGCUGCCUAGAAACCUCCAGCACCACCGGCGAUUCCUGUCGUCUUCCUCCAACGCCCUGCAGAACUUGCAGCAGCAGCGUGAGCAGCAGCAGCAACAGGAGCGCAUGCAAGCAGCACAGAGCUCCGGUACGGUAGCACCCUACACGCCACGGUCGCCCUCUCCCAACCAGCUCUUCGGCAGCAGCUUGGCGAAACGGGCAGCGGUGCUGCCCGAGGGUUGUGACCCACGGGUCGGUGAGUUGUCCCGUGGGGCAGUUCUGCCGCCGACGGAUGGCGGCACGCAGGUGGUGUGGCGAAUGGCGCCGCCGGCGGUGCGGGCUCGGCGGAACAACGGUGGCCUGGCGGGAGGGGUCAUGUUGGGCGGAUAUGUGAUGCCUCCGCCGCCGUGGCUGCUGGCCGCCGGCGACCGCUCCACCUCCAGACGCGGCCACGAUGGCUCCGCUCACUCCCAACGACACCCGCAGCACCCACACCAGCAGUACCCACUGCACUACCCGCAGCACCCGCAGCAGCACACGGACCAGCCCCAGCUGGCGUCAAAGCAGGUGGGCGGUGGCACACUCCGCACCUUACCUCGCUGGCCUCCCCAGCAGCUACCUUCACCCCUGCCGCAGCAGCCGCGGUGGCAGCAACUGCAGCAACCACAACAGCAGCACCACCCGCAGCAGCAGCUGCACCCUCAGGCGCUGGGCCAAGGCCAGGAACAGGGCCAGGAACAAGGCCCGCGACAGGCUGCUAUGCAGCAGCCACCGGCUCCCUCCGGACUCAACCGCAUGCGCUCCGUCUCCGCCUCUAGCUUCCUCCCCGCCCCUUCACCGCAAUCCCAAUCCCAUCCCCCGCCUCAGCCUCAUCCUCAGUCCCAACCUGACCACCAGUACCAAUCCCAGCAGCAGCAGCAGCACCAGCAGUCCUCAGCCCUACCAGAUCUGCUAGACCCAGGCUUCUCUACCUCCAACCUAGCAGAAGCCCGCGCUUCUGGAACCGACCGUGACC
Messenger RNA from Astrephomene gubernaculifera, 12304 nucleotides. The record is from the annotation of a GenBank genome assembly. NCBI's taxonomy places the organism in Eukaryota, Viridiplantae, Chlorophyta, Chlorophyceae, Chlamydomonadales, Astrephomenaceae.